Helianthus annuus (common sunflower) is the source of this 1854-nucleotide messenger RNA. RefSeq lists its product as uncharacterized. Lineage: Eukaryota; Viridiplantae; Streptophyta; Magnoliopsida; Asterales; Asteraceae. The record is from RefSeq and is a predicted model, not a curated record. The transcript is spliced from 4 exons. The coding region runs from base 78 to 1373 and encodes 431 amino acids.
ACAAAAGAAAAGUGUAUAAUUGGUCCACCUGCAAAUCACAAGAUCAUUCAUUCAUUUAUUCAUUCAUUCAUUCAUCAAUGGCUGACGACAUAGAAACUGAAACACUCGUGACAAUCAGCAAUGGAAAGUCAAAGUCAAACUACUGGAUCAUCAACACACUCGAAUCAAGAAGCUUCUCAUGGAUAUUAAUCGAUCAAUCAAACCCUUGGAAAUCUGCUCUGUCAUGGCUAAUCUUCUUCAUCUUCUCCAUCUGCGUUCCGAUUCUCGCACACAUCGUCUACCAGUGCAACACUUGCGAUUACAGUCACCGUAGACCCUUCGAUUUGAUCGUCCAGUUGUCGCUAUCAAUCUGUUCUACUCUUUCCUUCAUCAGUUUAUCGGCCUUUGCUCGCAAAUACGGCCUCCGCCGCUUCCUCUUUCUCGAUAAGUUGUCGGAUGUUAGCCUCAAAGUUCGUGAUGCAUAUUCUCAUCAGCUUCAUAGAUCAAUGAAGCUACUGUGUUCAUUCAUCAUUCCAUGCUUUCUCGCCGACAGUGCAUACAAGAUAUGGUGGUUCAGUUCUGGUGGAAAACAAAUACCAUACAUUUAUAACAUUUACAUAAGCCACACGUUGGCGUGUACUCUGCUUUUGUCUUCUUGGUUAUACAGAACAUCACUCUUCUAUCUUGUCUGUGUUUUGUUCAAACUCACCUGUUCUCUGCAGAUACUUAGGUUAGACGAUUUUGCUAAAGUGUUUGAAAGAAAAGCAGAUGUCGGUUUGAUAUUGAUGGAACACCUUGCUAUUAGAAGAACUCUUCGUAUUAUUAGCCAUAGGUUUCGUGCUUUUAUUUUGUCUACUUUGAUUCUGGUUACGGUCAGUCAGUUUGCGUCGCUGCUUGUUACAACGGAGACGGGCUCACUUGUCAAUCUUUCCACUGCGGGAGAACUUGCGCUGUGCUCCGUGACACUCGUGAGUGGUCUAUUCAUAUGCUUACGUAGCGCUGCAAAGAUCACUCAUAAAGCUCAAGCUGUGACAAGUUUAGCAGCCAAAUGGCAUACAUGUGCCACCAUCGACUCAUUCGAUGAUGUGGGUCCCACUGAAGACACCCCAGUGGCUAACGUCUCCGAUCGGGCUAAUUACAACUUUAAUGCGCAUAUGGAUUCAGACAUGGAUGAAGGAGACGAAGACGAAAUAGAUAAUACAAAAAUGCUUCCAAUAUAUAGGGAUACAAUCUCAUACCAGAAGAGACAAGCCUUAGUGAGUUAUUUUGAGAACAACCGAGCCGGGAUCACUGUCUUUGGAUUCAUGUUGGAUAGAACAUCACUGCACACCAUCUUUGUAAUCGAAAUGUCGCUCACGCUUUGGUUGCUUAACAAAACAAUCGGUUUCUCAUGAACACGAUCCAUUUCAGCCCAAUACAAAUUAGUUUGUUGAUCAAGAUUCGGCUCGAGAAGAAUGCCGAAUUUCAAAAUGUGAGUAUGGUGUGUUUCUCUACUUGUGUAAUGUUUGCUUGAUAGAGAUCAACUUGUAAAAUCAUCGCCUUAGCGCCACUUGGCGUCGUGUUGUUUGUCACUCAGUAAUCAAGAUUCUGCUGUCUGUCAAGGUAACAAAAGAUCUUACUUUAUUGCCACGUGGCUUAUCUGGUGCAUUCUAUGAUUGGUGGAGUGAUCUGAUUCGUCAUUAGUAACAAAGAUGUCUUGUAUACUGUCGUGAGCGGUUGUAUUUUAUUAAUUGUUUUGUGCAUUAUACCUGAAUGGAUGUAUAAGUCUUAGAAAAUUUAGUUGAAAUUUUGAUAUCUUACCACCUUGAAGGAAAAUAGUGUAUUACUAUAUGAUAAAUAUUAUAAUAAAUUUGAUGAGUGAAUUAGAUAUGAUAA